Messenger RNA from Cryptotermes secundus, 1412 nucleotides. It is a transcript of the gene Snup, whose product is annotated as snurportin-1. Gene Ontology annotation, biological process: snRNA import into nucleus. Gene Ontology annotation, cellular component: nucleus; cytoplasm. The transcript has 6 exons. The record is from RefSeq and is a predicted model, not a curated record. Lineage: Eukaryota; Metazoa; Arthropoda; Insecta; Blattodea; Kalotermitidae. Gene Ontology annotation, molecular function: protein binding. Bases 172 to 1239 code for a protein of 355 amino acids.
AUCAGUGCAUAAUUCGAUAUAUUAGUAUUAUGUGUUUUAUUAAGACACAUUUCUCGCGUUCUGUCAUAUACUGAUAGACUGAAUUUUUUACAAUACUGUACAUUUCAAUGGUUAUUAAUUGUCAAAUGCAUUUAUUUUUGUAAGCGUUUGUGUAGCAGAUAAGUGGAAAAUAUGGAACAGCAGACAGAAUCAUCGACAGGUUUGAUCGCCGUGUCACUAGCUCCGAAGGAAGUGAACUGUCCGAAUUCAAGGCUUACACAGUAUAAAACUCGCCCAUGUGUUCCAGAUCAGCAAGAAAGGAGAAGACGGUUCCUUGAAGAACAGAAGCAGAAACGCGGUGAAUUGUUCAAUGCAGGCCGUGGACUGAUAGAGGAAUUGAGUGCUUUACAUGAGGAACAUGACAUGGAAUGGACAGCGCUUCAGGCUAAGCCAAGGCAGUGCAGGCUGUAUAAAGAUCGACUGAUGUUAUCUGAAUGGUUGGUGCAUGUACCAGAGGAUCUAUCAGAAUUAUGGUACCUGGUGCCAUGCCCAAAGGGGCGCAGGAAUUUGGUUGUGGCUACUGGAGGGAACACAAGGGCAUAUUCAAAGAGUGGUCAGCAGUGGGCAACAUUCCAGAGUAUUCUGCCAGGAGGCCACCGUAACGAAUUCAAAGCAUGCACCAUCCUUGAUUGUAUCUGGAGCUUUACCAAUCACAGCUAUUACAUACUGGAUGUAUUAGCAUGGAAUAACCAGCCACUACUUGACUGUGAGGCAGAGUUUCGAUUCUACUGGCUGAAGUCAAAGAUGGAAGAAAUGUCAUGUCUUUCGGAGCGCUCAAAUGACAAUGCUUUUGUUUUUACCUCACUUCCGUAUCAUGAGUGCAGUGUCUCAACAAUGACUAAUAUCAUGGCCUCAGAGAAUCUGUUUGGACAAGAUGGACCUGCUCUAGAUGGGUUACUAUUCUAUCAUUCAGAAGCACAUUAUGUUCCUGGGCGUACACCAUUGGUUGGAUGGCUAAAGCCUCAUAUGAUGGCCACUAUCCUGAGUAUUCCAGUAGCUUCAGUGUAUCUUCAGGUUGAGAGGGAGAAGAAACACAGGAGAUUCCACAAACAUAAGGGCAAAUCACAGGAUGAGACUGGUUGUAGCGAGUCUCCUACAGAAAUGGAGAUGAACGUUUCAGAUGAAACAAGAGACAGUUGCAGUGAAGUGCAUGUUGAAGAAAUGGAAACCAAAGAUUCAGGUCCUAACAACGGUGAAUAAUGUAAAGAUCGUCUGUGACACACCACUUGGCUUUUGUUGAAUGUGAUGUAUAAUCAAGUAUCAUGGAGACCACUGCCUUCUUGGAUGUGACAUGAUGCAGUCUGGUAGACAUUUACCCUCCUUCUACCUGACUAAAUACUGUGAUGUGUAUGACCACAUUGAGAUAGUUUUAA